Molecule: messenger RNA, 1140 nt
Organism: Eucalyptus grandis
Lineage: Eukaryota; Viridiplantae; Streptophyta; Magnoliopsida; Myrtales; Myrtaceae
Product: vesicle-associated membrane protein 714
Exons: 4
Coding region: 107-769 (220 amino acids)
Biological process (GO): vesicle-mediated transport
Cellular component (GO): membrane
Source: RefSeq, a predicted model, not a curated record
UUUCCAAUGUUCGCCGAGCAUCAUCGAAGCGACCGUCCGUCCUCCCCUCCCCUCCCGAUCGCGCAUGAGGUUUCCUCCUAGAUCCGGCUGAUCGACUAGGGGGGCGAUGGCGAUUCUGUACGCGGUGGUCGCCCGGGGCACCGUCGUCCUGGCGGAGUUCAGCGCCGUCACCGGCAACACCGGCGCGGUGGCGCGCCGGAUCCUCGAGAAGCUCCCCUCGGAGGCGGACUCCAGGCUCUGCUUCUCGCAGGACCGCUACAUCUUCCACAUCCUGAGAUCCGACGGCCUCAGCUUCCUGUGCAUGGCCAACGACACCUUCGGAAGGAGGAUUCCUUUUUCAUACUUGGAAGAUAUUCAGAUGAGAUUCAUGAAAAAUUAUGGCAAAGUUGCACACUUUGCACCUGCAUAUGCCAUGAAUGAUGAGUUUUCAAGGGUUCUGCAUCAGCAAAUGGAAUUCUUCUCUAGUAACCCCAGUGCAGACACUCUGAAUCGGGUCCGAGGCGAAGUUAGCGAGAUGCGAACUAUAAUGGUGGAUAACAUCGAGAAGAUACUGGACAGAGGUGAUCGAAUUGAGCUACUUGUUGACAAGACUGCUACAAUGCAAGAUGGUGCCUUUCACUUCAAGAAACAGUCCAAGCGCCUUCGUCGAGCUUUGUGGAUGAAAAAUGCAAAGCUUUUGGCACUGUUAACAUGCUUGAUUCUUGUGCUGCUUUACAUUAUUAUUGCUGCUUGUUGUGGAGGCAUCACUUUACCCAACUGCAGAUCUUAACCUCUAUAGUUGCUGGUGUUGAUCUCCGGUAAGUAUAUAUGCCAUGGGUGAUAUUUGGGUCACAUUCAGGGUCCUAUUUGUAACUUGAGAAGCGCUCAAAUGGAAUUAUGAUGCGCCACUGUCUCUGCUAAAUAUCACCCUGUUGGGAGGUGCUAUUCUGGUUUUUGGGGAGUCUGAUGGGGUCCAUCGCUUCCAUUUUCUUGAUGAGUUUGUUGUGUAUUUUCACGGGGCAUCUCUACACUGAUGUAAAUAAUGUACUUAUUUAUAGCUGACAGUCGAGCUUUUGCCUUUCGCAUUCUUAUGAUAUAUGAGAUGGAUUGUGCAAAACGAGUUCUAUCAAUAAUAGAUUUCCCCAUGUCGUCUUUCGCCUA